AUGGCCACAGUUGCGCGUGCAGACGGCUACAAUGGGACUCGACUUCCUUUGCGUGAGGCUCGUGGCAGACAACAGGUGCCCAGCAGGUUACCGGACGAGCACGUGAAUCGCAAGGACAACACGCUGAACAUCGAGCACUUCAUCUCUGAGAAGCGCUCAGGGCUCGAUCACGGCGUUGUCACUCCGAGGAAGCCAGAUAGUGACAAGUUGACUACCAACAGAGUUGUCAAGGAUCAGAGAAUCUUCUCCAACGGCAACUCCUAUGUUGGCACCUGGCUCAACGGCCGAAUGCAUGGCGAGGGCCACUACAUUUGGAGCGACGGCAGCGAGUAUUUCGGUGAGUUCCAUGAGGGCUACAUGUGGGGCAACGGGAAGAAAACCUGGCCCACCGGCCGUACCUACGACGGCGAGUGGCGCAAGGACCAGAUGUGGGGCGAUGGCAAGAUGUCCUGGCCGUCUGGAGAGGAGUACAUCGGCAGCUUGAAGAAGGGCGUCUUCCAUGGCAAGGGAACUCGCACUUGGCCAAAUGGCGAUCGCUAUGCCGGCAACUUCAAGCAUGGUAUGCAGGAGGGCGAGGGCACCUUCGAAAGUGCAGAGGAGGGCUGGGUGUACAGCGGCCAGUGGCUCCAAAAUCGAAUGAAUGGGCGUGGAAAGGUGAAGUGGCCAAACGGCAUCGAGUAUGAUGGCGAUUGGAAGGAUGGCAUCCGAGAGGGCAAGGGCAAGCUGACCUGGGCUGAUGGCUCCUGUUACAAAGGAGACUUCCAGCACAAUUGCAUAGAAGGCAAGGGCAAGAAAACCCUGCCAGAUGGCUCCUGGUUCGAGGGGCAGUUCCACGACAGCGAGCUCGAGGGCCGCGGUACUUUCCACUGGCCCGACGGCACCGAAUUUGAAGGGCUAUGGCACAACAGUGAGAUUGUGGGACCCGGCUGUCACAGGUUCCCCAACGGCACCAGGAUCACAGGAGUCUUCGAAAACCACGGAGCGACCGGAGAGGGCACAAAGAAGUGGGCGAACGGAUGCAUGUACACAGGUACUCUGCUGAACAACAGCAUUCACAAGUACGGCGUGUUCCAGUGGCCCGACGGACGGCGCUACAUCGGCCAGUUCCAGGAUGAGAUGAUGCACGGCGAGGGCAUGCUUUGCUGGACAGAUGACUUCGGUGUGUGCCGCUACAAGGGCUCCUUCGAGCACAACGUGUUUCAAGGUCACGGUGUGCUGGAGUGGUCCGUGAAGGCUAGAUACGUCGGCGAGUUCUUCAAUGGUUUGUACCAUGGUGAAGGCACAUUUGAGUGGCCAGACAAGGCGAACAUCUACCGUGGGCAGUGGCAGUUUGGAGAGAUGAGUGGCCAGGGAACCCUCACAACAAGCUGCGGCUCGAUUUAUUCGGGCGAGUUCCAUGCUGGCAACAUGGAGGGCCGUGGAACCAUCACUUUCAUCACCAACGACCAGUACACAGGUGAAUUCAAGGACUCUCUGUUCAAUGGCCUGGGCUGCUACACGUGGUCUUCCGGCGUGACCCUUACAGGAGUCUUUGAAAACAACGUCUGUAACAAGGUCGGGAAGAAGACAUACACCAACGGGCUCGUGUAUGUCGGCGAGCUCCUGGAAGAUCAGGAGCAUGGCCGCGGUGUCCUGACGGACCCAAGCGGAACGAGGGUGGUUGGUGUUUGGAACAAGGGAAGGCUCGAAGAGGAGCUGAUAGAAAUGAUCGUUUCCUCUGCAGAGGUGGAUCCUCGUGGUCCGUCCGAGCAGAGAGUCUUCGUGGCCACCAAGCGCCCAGAUGCGAUUCCACAAACGCUAGCCGAAGAGUUGGACGGCACCGGAGACUGCAAGUCCAUCGUCCUCUUUGCAAACGGCGACAAGUACAUAGGUGGUCUGCAGACAGGGCGAAAAGAGGGCGAUGGCAUGUACGUAUACGCAGAUGGUUCGGCGUACAAGGGCCCAUGGUCCGCAGAUUCCAUGGAUGGUGAGCUGCAUCCGCUCGGAGGGGAGGCCGAGUCUGAACAGACUCGACGACUUCAUGACCUGAACACAAAGAAUGCUGAGGCUGUUCAAAGCAUGAAGGCAAAGCUCCCUGGCGAACGAAAGCAGGCGCCAACUGUGGCAAGAAUACAAGACUAG
This is a messenger RNA of Symbiodinium sp. CCMP2592, 2121 nucleotides long. The record is from the annotation of a GenBank genome assembly. NCBI's taxonomy places the organism in Eukaryota, Dinophyceae, Suessiales, Symbiodiniaceae.